UACUUCAAUUAUACGGCAAAGUUACGUCUUCAAAUGAAGUUUGUGGACUUAUCUGUGGCUUCUAUGCUCUGAAGAAUUCGGAUACUGGAAAAGGAGAAAGCAAAUUCUGCCAGAGUGCAGAUAUAAAGCUGGAUGAGCUCAAGGAAAUGAUUGGAGAAAAGGACUGUCCGAGUCCAGUGGCACCGUUUAAAUUGCUCAUGUCUUGCAAGGAGAUUUAUGAUUUGACCGGGUCAAAAGAGAACAAGGCUUAUGUGGUCGACGUGAACUGCUGCAGGAAGUUGCCUGUUUAUUACAACGUGGAUGGUGCAGGUCUUGGCGACUGUGGAGGCGGAGGUUGGACAUUGGUAAUGAAGAUUAACGGUGCAAAGCAAACGUUUAAAUUCGAUUCACCGUUUUGGUCGAACAAGAAAGAAUACGGCCUCCCUGAAGGGGAGACUGGCUUAGAUUACCGAGGGACUAAGUUACCAACCUACUGGAACACACCCUUCACCAAGAUCUGUCUAGGUAUGAAGGUUGGUGAGGUUACCAAGUUCUUCGUUUUGAACCGAAAGGCAAGCUCGCUGUACGUGCUGAUUGCAGAUGGAAAAUAUCGCAAAACCUCACUGGGUCGGGACGAAUGGAUGAAGUUGAUCACUGGUGCUUCCCUGCAAAACAACUGCCAAAAGGAGGGUUUCAACGUCCCGAGUGUGAACGCCAAUGCUUCCAAGGCACGAAUUGGAAUUCUGGGAAACAAUGAAAAUGAUUGCAAGUCGAGUAAUUCCCGAAUCGGGUUUGGUACCGCUGGAUAUCCAGCCAAUACCAACUCGUGUGGCAACGUGGCCAAAUACGGUGGAGAUAAUGGAGACAAAUGGAUCAAAGCCAUGGGGUACAUCUUUGUUCAAUAAAAACAGUUGAACUCGAAGCAUUAGGGGCUAAGCUACUAGCUGCUGAACGCACUUUUUGGUAAAUAUGGGCUAAAAAGUC
This is a messenger RNA of Stylophora pistillata, 963 nucleotides long. Its product is annotated as putative skeletal organic matrix protein 5. Lineage: Eukaryota; Metazoa; Cnidaria; Anthozoa; Scleractinia; Pocilloporidae. The record is from RefSeq and is a predicted model, not a curated record.